AUGACCGACCCCCAUAACCACGACCUCGAAGCAUCCCCCACCUCCACCCCCAUCUCCAAACCCUCACCCCCCAAAUCCAAAUCCAAAUCCAACCCCCCCAACCUCAUCACCUGGACCACCCCCACCGACCCCUCCAACCCCCAAAACUGGCCCAAAAGCCUCAAAUGGAAAAACACAUUAUCCAUAUCCCUCUUCGUCUUCAUCUCGCCCAUCUCCUCCUCAAUGAUCGCCCCAGCAAUGAACGAUCUCGCGCAGUCGCUGGACAUGAUACACUCCGAAUUCGAGAUAUAUCUGUCCCUGAGUAUAUUUAUCUUGGGUGAUAUGUGGGCUGCGGAAGGACGGGGAAAAGCUAUGGGAGUGUAUACUCUCGGACCAUUACUGGGACCUGUGGUGGGACCGAUAGCCGGAGGGUUUAUUGCGGAGUAUUCCACCUGGCGGUGGGUAUUUUGGGCUACGUCUGCUGCUGCUGUCGCGGUGCAGAUUGUUGGGGUGUUCUGGUUGAAGGAGUGUCAUCCGGGGACGAUUCUACGGCGGAGACGAGAUGCUCUUGUCAAGGAGACAGGAAAUCAGGAGCUCCAUCCAGCGGAGAAAGAUGAGAGUCACGGAUACAAGCUUCUUCAUGCGUUUAAGCGGCCAGUGCGCAUGUUCACGACUCAGCCGAUUGUCUUCUGCAUGGCGCUUUAUAUGGCGUACCUCUUCGGCGUGACGUAUUUGAUGUUUGCGACUUUCCCGGAUAUUUGGACGGAGGUAUAUCAUGAGAGCUCUGGGAUUGGGGGCCUCAAUUAUCUGUCGAUCGCGAUUGGGUCGUUCAUUGGGCUGUUCUUGAACCUCAAGCUCGUGGACCGGAUCUAUCGUGGUCUUAAAGCCCGGAAUAAUGAUGUUGGCAAACCUGAGUUCCGAAUGCCGUCGUUGGCUGUCGGGUCGGUGAUCAGCAUCAUUGGGCUUUUCUGGUAUGGUUGGAGUAUUGGACAAACUCAUUGGAUUAUGCCGAAUAUCGGUGCGCUGAUCUAUACCAUGGGCACGAUCUCCUGCUUGCAGGGCAUGCAGACGUAUAUUGUGGAUAGCUAUCAGACCUACGCGGCUAGUGCUAUGGCUGCUUGUGCUGUGUUGAGGAGUUUGUGCGGCUUUGGGUUCCCGCUCUUUGCUCCUUAUAUGUAUAAUGCCCUGGGGUAUGGUUGGGGUACCAGUGUGUUGGCGUUCACGGCUAUGGUUUUUGGAUUGGGUGGGCCGUUUGUUUUCUGGCGAUUCGGGCCCCGGUUGCGUGCCAUGUCUGACUAUGCCUCUGGUUGA
This is a messenger RNA of Aspergillus tubingensis, 1290 nucleotides long. RefSeq names its product MFS general substrate transporter. Gene Ontology annotation, biological process: transmembrane transport. Lineage: Eukaryota; Fungi; Ascomycota; Eurotiomycetes; Eurotiales; Aspergillaceae. Gene Ontology annotation, molecular function: transmembrane transporter activity. The transcript has 2 exons. The record is from RefSeq and is a predicted model, not a curated record. The coding region runs from base 1 to 1290 and encodes 429 amino acids.